CGGGCACCAGGGGGCGCUGCGGCCGGCUCGCGGGCACGUGACAGCCGCGCGGUCACGUGACGGGCCCGGAAGCGGCGGCGGCGCGGCGGAGCGCCACCAUGUCCACCCAACGCCUCCGCCGGGAGGACUACCAAGACUACAGCUCAACCGACGCCAGCCCCGAGGAGACCCCGUCAGAAGACCCAAGCCAUGCCACCCCACCCGGCUCCUACCAGCGCCUCGGGGGAACCCAGGGCACCACAUGGCUCCAGACACUGGUCCACCUGCUGAAGGGCAACAUUGGCACUGGCCUCCUGGGGCUGCCGCUGGCCGUGAAGAACGCCGGCAUCCUGGUGGGCCCGCUCAGCCUGCUGGUGAUGGGCGUGGUGGCCGUGCACUGCAUGGGGCUCCUGGUCAAGUGCGCCCACCACUUCUGCCACAGGCUUAACAAGCCCUUCGUGGACUACGGGGACGCGGUCAUGUACGGCCUGGAGUCCUGCCCCAGCCCCUGGCUUCAGAACCACGCCCAGUGGGGCAGCGUCCCUUCCCGCAGGCGCGUGGUGGACUUCUUCCUCGUCAUCACGCAGCUCGGCUUCUGCUGUGUCUACUUUGUCUUCUUGGCUGUCAACAUCAAGCAGGUGGUCGAGGCGGCCAACGCCACCAGCAGCGACUGCCACAGCAACGCCACGGUGGUGCUGACGCCGUCCAUGGACACGCGGCUGUACAUGCUGGCGCUGCUGCCCUUCCUGGUGCUGCUGGUGUUCGUGCGCAGCCUGCGCGUGCUGGCCGUGCUGUCCACGCUGGCCAACGUCAGCAUGCUGCUCAGCCUCGUGCUCAUCUACCAGCGGCUGCUGCAGAGGAUCCCAGACCCCCGUGCCCUGCCCCUGGUGGCCUUGUGGAAGACGUACCCUCUCUUCUUCGGCACGGCCAUCUUUGCCUUCGAAGGCAUUGGCGUGGUGCUGCCCCUGGAGAAUAAGAUGAAGGAGCCGUGGCGGUUCCCGGUGCUGCUGUACGUGGGUAUGGGCCUCGUCACGGCCCUCUACCUCAGCCUCGGCUGCCUGGGCUACCUGCAGUUCGGGGCGGCCGUGCAGGCCAGCAUCACCCUCAACCUGCCCAGCUGCUGGCUGUACCAGGCGGUGAAGCUGCUCUACUCCUUCGGCAUCUUCUUCACGUUCGCGCUGCAGUUCUACGUCCCCGCCCAGAUCCUCGUGCCCUUCUUCGUGGCCCGCGUGUCCGCGGGCUGCGAGCUGGCCGUGGACCUGCUGGUGCGCACCGCGUUGGUCUGCCUCACCUGUGUCCUGGCCAUCCUCAUCCCCCGCCUGGACCUGGUCCUGGCCCUGGUGGGCUCGGUGAGCAGCAGCGCGCUGGCCCUCAUCAUCCCGCCCCUGCUGGAGGUGGCCACCUUCUCCGCGGAGGGCCUGAGCCCCCUCACCCUCGCCAAGGACGCGCUCAUCAGCCUCCUGGGCCUCCUGGGCUUUGCGGUGGGCACCUACCAGGCGCUGGACGAGCUCCUCCAGCCCGGCCACGGCCCUGUCCUCAUCCACCCCAUCGGUGCCUCUGUGUAGCUGUCACGUGCACCAGCAGCCCGGCCAGGUCCCCGCGGUGCAGGGAGAGCACGGUGGGGCCAGGCCCCUCGCAUGGCCACGUCUGAACGCAGCACGGUUGCUGUGUCCCCUCCCGGCUCCCCCGGGGCCCCCCACGCGGGCGGGGAGCGUGGCGCUGGCCGCCAGUCCCCGGGGGUCCCAAGACUGGCGCUCCGUCACGGUGCCUGUGACGUCGGACUGCUUCUAGAUGCCUCUGCCGGGCAUGUUCCCCGAGGGCUUGAGGGCCAGAGCACUGGUGUCGGGACUCCUCCUGGCCAGCCGCCGAUUGGGGACAGUCCCCAGGAGGCACAUGAGCACUGUGCUGCGAGUCUGCGUGUGACACUCCCCCUCCCAGUCCCGGCUCCCACCUGUCAGGGGCCCGUCACCCUGCCUGCCCCUCGGAUGGGCCUCGAGCCUGGCCCGCGGUGCUGCCCACUGCCCAUUGACUCUCCACGCCCCAGCCCCCCACCCCCCAGUGGUGAGCGGACCUGGGCAGAGGUUCAGUGUCCCCUGCUGGCGGGGACACCAGGGGGCAGCGGUCGCCCGUGCUGAGCUGGUUCCUGCACUUCUGUCUCAGGGCAGGGUGGGAGAGCCCGUGGGGACCUCACCCGUGGUGCUGUGUCGACGCCCAGCUCCUGUGUGGAUCACGGGGGUCCCAGGAGCCCCCCGAGACCCCCCUGCACCCUCAACCCGUGUCGACUCAAUAAAGGGCCUUGGUGGUAGU
This is a messenger RNA of Sorex araneus (European shrew), 2286 nucleotides long. Its product is annotated as proton-coupled amino acid transporter 1. Gene Ontology annotation, biological process: glycine transport; proline transmembrane transport; proton transmembrane transport. The coding region runs from base 99 to 1544 and encodes 481 amino acids. Gene Ontology annotation, cellular component: vacuolar membrane. The transcript has 11 exons. The record is from RefSeq and is a predicted model, not a curated record. Gene Ontology annotation, molecular function: glycine transmembrane transporter activity; amino acid:proton symporter activity; L-alanine transmembrane transporter activity. NCBI's taxonomy places the organism in Eukaryota, Metazoa, Chordata, Mammalia, Eulipotyphla, Soricidae.